AUAUAUUGAAACAUUAGUUCCAAACCUUGACAUGACCUUUGGGGCGCAAUGAAGGAAACUGAGGCGGGGUUCUGCUUCCGAGCUCCUCUCCCUGUUUGUGACUUGGAUGAUGACGUACCGCUUUAUCCUGACGCGAAACGAUUAAAGUUAUGCUCAUCUCGUGUCUCAAGUGUUUACGAGCGGAUCUUCAAUCGGAAUUGUCGGGAUCUUAGUGGGAAAGACAAAAGCAACAACAUCACAACUUACAACGGUUCUUCCUUUAAAAAUCUAACACUUUCGAUCAAGUGUUCACUUGUACAUGAUAUCUAAAAGCAUAUGGUCUUAUGUGUGGUGCCAAGUAUCCAAAAGUUAGUCAACGUUCAGGUAACUCAUCAUCAUCAUCACUGCACUUACUAACUUUUCCAAAUCUACUACAUCGCUACACCUUAAUCUGGUAUCUACCAUAACAGUAGUCUUAUUUUCAGUUGCAUUAUUUUCCUGCUUUGAUCGUUUGCUGUCAUCAUCUAGUGAUUAGAAAGAUGUUAAAUAAUGGAAAGUAAUCCGCUCAAACUCAAAAUAUUUCUUCACGUAUUUAUCAUGCCAUAUUCUCAGCAUCCCCUAACGGUAAAUUCUGUUUCAGCUACCAUCCGUGAGUUUGAAGGCAUUUAAUCGGCCUGGUGAUGUUUGUCAUUAUUUCCUACAAAGUUUUGUAUCCGAUAAUCGUAUUUACUCGCAAAAAAUGAAGCAGUCAUCCGUUUUCAGCUCUACUCCGUUUAGUGGUCACACAAAGUCAUCUCUAGAGAAAAAUCACAUCUCAUCUGAAAGGCAGAUAUAUCAACGGUUGUUAGAUAAGGCGUCAUCAUUUUCCCGAACUCCUACUGGCAAACCUACGAAUAAUGCAUGUGGUCCCAUCACUAUAAAUCUUGACGAAAUUAAAGAUAAUCACUAUUCUUUAUUGCGGCAAUGUAAUCUUUCUCCAAUUCUUCCGAGGAACCGAAUCCAGCGAAUUGACGACGCUAGCACAAAUAAUCAAACUGUCUCUAUCCCAUCUUCAGAUACCAGUGAUUCGAAAACUCGUGCGUGGCUUGAAAGUAUUGCAGAAUCUCCCUACUUAUCGGAUAACUGGCUUAACAACUUGACCUCAAGCUAUCAGGCUAAAAAGAAUGAACGUGAACGUGACUAUGAGCUGGCGAGAGCAAACAUACGAUUUUGGGAGAAGCAGCGUACUUCAGCUGAAAAAGAGCGUAUUGACAAUCUUGAACAGAGACUUGCUUGUUUACUAAGAACACCUCCUAUUCUGGAAGAUCCAUAUUUAGUACCCCAACCUAUUCCCAUUGAACUGCCAUAUAAACCUGUCAAAGUUAAAGAACCCAAAGUACCAGCUCUUCCUGUUUUAACUGCACCUCAACUAGCUGAGAUUGAAGCAGCUCUUCGUACUGGUUCUCCAGAUGAAGUACUUGUAGAUAAAUUUAGAUUAGUUAUUACGCGUCGUGAAUUAAUGACAUUAACUGGAACAAAUUGGUUAAGCGAUAUGGUAAUCAAUUUCUACCUACAAUUGUUACAACAUCGAAGUCAACAUCAAACAAAUCUUCCUCGUAUCGCUGUUUUAUCAACAUUUUUUUAUGCAAAGUUAACAGCACCAAUAGGUGGAGGUUAUUCAGGAGUACGACGUUGGACGCGACAAUCAAAAUUAUUUGAUCAAGAUAUUGUACUUAUCCCAAUUCAUGACAGAGGAAUGCAUUGGUGUUUAAGUUGUAUUGAUUUACGUGUCAAAACGAUAACAUAUUACGAUUCCAUGGGUUCUCGUAACGUGAAGUGUUUGGAACAGUUAAUGGAUUAUUUGAAAAAUGAAUCAUUAGACAAAAGAAAUGUUGAACUGCCAGAUCCGGAUUCUUGGAAACUCGUUAAUACAGAGGACACUGUGCCUCAGCAGUACAACGGUUCCGAUUGUGGUGUUUUCCUCUGUACAUUUGGUGAAUUCAUCUCUCGUGAUGCUUCAUUUACAUUUAGUCAGGUAAUCUAUUCAUUUUCAAAUUGUUAUCCAAUUUUCGCAAAACCAUGUAUGUGUAUGUUUUGUUAAUUUAUCGUGUUAUUUAUGACGUUGAUUUUUAAUACUUACCAAAUAUUAUUUAAUAAUUGUAUUAUUGUAUUUGUAUAUAACAGUCUGAAACAACACAUUAGUUAGAUUAUGAGGUUAGAAGUUAUAUUAGUUUGUUGUGUGAAUAUAUGUCGGUUAUACUAUCAAUAAAAGUAUUUCUGUCAUCGUUCAUUUCGCUGUUAGGAAUUUCAGUGGUUACCGUAUACUUAACUGAGUUUUAGUUUAUAAAGUUCAGUCAGACGUUUAAGAUCGAAAAAUCAGUUUUUUAUGUUACUUUGUUUCAGUUUCAGUCAGUCAUCUACAAAGUAGGACCAAGCAAAUAUAUUCAUAGGUUCACGUUGCCGUACCUCAUUAGCAGAACAAGAUGAUCACCAAAUUCAUAGAAGCAGUUACUUCAAUAAUAGUAAGAAAAGAUUUCAUAUAAGGUUAUGAUACAGGGAGGAAAAUUUAGUUCGUAGAAAUAAAGGCAUGAAAUAAUUUUAAUCUCACGGUUUAAAGAAAGACAAAGAGUGUAUACACCUACGCUAUUGCUAUCGAUUCUGAACCAUAUCUCCCAGAGUCUCCAACCAUUGGUUGUGAUAGUCAUGUGGACCACAACCAAGUAAUCUGUAUCUACCAACAUGGCUCAAACUAGAAGUUAACAACUUUAUGGACUGAUGCUACGUUUUGCUUUGGCCGCCCCUAAAUGUCUUCCAUCCAUCUGCAAUACUGGUCAGGAUUGCACACCGUGGUAAUCUGUGUUCAGGCAUGUGUAGCACGUGGCCCAACCAUCUCAGUCGAUGUAGAUUCACAACCUCAUCAACUGAUUUACCAUCAUUCCCUAAUACUCUGGCGUCUAAUCUCACUGUUAUUUACCCGGUGAUCCCAACAUUUAUGAUCAAACUUAAUAAUGUAGUUUUUAGCGAUGUGUUUAACACCGAAGGAUUUUAAAAUUCAUGGUCCAACCGUUCAAAAAUCCCAAUCUUAUUAUAACAAAAAAGUAUCUGAACGAAUAAUAUUUGUUUCAUUAAUUCAUAACUAGAUUUAUAUAUUUAUCAGUUUGUAGGUGUCAUUACCAGGGUUUGACUUGAUAAUUUCGAAUCUAAUGUGUAGUAAUCUACAGUGAAACAUCAAGGAACUGAUGAACAUUUAGGGCUUUUUCAAUAUAAAGUAGAUGUAUGUGAUCGUAAACCAUUACAAAUAUUUGGUUACGUCGUCUGUAUAAUAUCGAAUGAAGAAGAUAUAUACGGAAUUCAUGUCAGAUUGUUAGAAAUAGUCAAAAGGGAGACAUUACUCAACUUAGGUUUCUCACUAAUUGACAGUUUAUUGCAAGAUAUAAUCAGAAUUUUCAUGAAAUUCUACUAAGACCAAUUUAAUAUGACCUUGACCACUUCUCAAUGUUCAUUAAACUCUAAUUACCUCAAUCGUUUGAGAAAUUAAUCCCUACACGAAGAGCUUAAUGAUAACGUCUUAGAUUCAUUUAUCAGUUCAUUGAAUGUAAUCUAUACCACUUCUGACGUAAAUGUUUGAUUAUAUGUGUAAUCAUCUAUAACAGAUACUCACUAGCUAUUCAUGUAUAUAUAUAUAUAUAUAUAUAUAUAUAUAUAUAUAUUCAUACAUAAUUCAUUUCAUUUAUAUUAUAUUCUGUUUUCGGUUGCUUAUCUAAUUACAAAGGAUGAUAUGCCAGGAAUACGUAAACGUAUGAUAUAUGAAAUAUUGACACAACAGUUAUUAACUACAAAUUUCAAAUUAAUUAAUGAUGAUAAAUAAAGAAAAAAACAAGAUGUUUUUGUUUUAAAUAGAGAUUCUUUUUUCUGCAAUCGUUGUUCUUUUCUUUUUUCUUUCUCUCUUUUUCUUCUCUCUGUUGUACUGUAUUGUAUGUAUGUAUGUAUGUCUUCUGUGUCUUUGUUUUCCCCUUACAAAUCUGUACACAAUACCUUUUGUUUAUAAAAGAGUUUAAAAAACUUUAUUUUUGUUUAAAAAAAUAUAUUCAUAAUAUUCUAUUUCUAUUUAACUGAAUAGAAAGAAUUUCGAUUGUUUC
Schistosoma curassoni is the source of this 4097-nucleotide messenger RNA. NCBI's taxonomy places the organism in Eukaryota, Metazoa, Platyhelminthes, Trematoda, Strigeidida, Schistosomatidae. The record is from the annotation of a GenBank genome assembly.